Zychaea mexicana is the source of this 1631-nucleotide messenger RNA. Its product is annotated as kinase-like domain-containing protein. NCBI's taxonomy places the organism in Eukaryota, Fungi, Mucoromycota, Mucoromycetes, Mucorales, Lichtheimiaceae. Gene Ontology annotation, molecular function: ATP binding; protein serine/threonine kinase activity. The transcript is spliced from 4 exons. The coding region runs from base 225 to 1424 and encodes 399 amino acids. Gene Ontology annotation, biological process: intracellular signal transduction; peptidyl-serine phosphorylation. The record is from RefSeq and is a predicted model, not a curated record.
UUUUACUUUCCCACUCGGCUUCUUAAUAGUAUAUACAUCACAGUAGACACGACGUGAAAACGAACUGUUUCAACCUCUCCAUACCUCUUUUCCCCUUUCCGUUUCUCUUUUCUCUUUUUUUUUUACCCGCAUACCCUCUCCCUAUUUCGUUCACUCACUCUUUUUAUAAACAAAAGAAGUGGAACCAACAUACCACGUUCUACACACUUGUUUAGCGAUCGGCAAUGGGUGCCGUCUGCUGUUCUUCGAGCAUCGAUUUCGCUAAUGAAGAGGUCCAACUCAAUCACUUUUACCUCAUGCGCGCCAUUGGCAAGGGCGCGUUCGGCAAAGUCAGAAUCGUGCGACACAAAGAGUCAGGCAAAGAAUUUGCACUCAAAUACAUUAGCAAAGAAAGGUGCAUUCAACGCAAAUCGAUCGGCAACAUAAUCAGUGAGCGACGAUUACUCGAACGGAUCGAUUACCCGCUCAUUGUAAACUUGCGGUAUGCAUUCCAAGAUGACGAAACGCUGUUUAUGGCUCUCGAUUUGAAGCUCGGUGGUGACCUGCGGUUCUUAUUAGAACGAAUGCGGACACUAAGUGAGCUUCAAGUGCGCCACUACGUCGCCCAAAUCGCGCUUUCUUUGAAUUAUCUCCACAAACGACGGAUUGCUCAUCGAGAUAUCAAGCCCGACAAUGUCUUGCUCGACGAACGCGGCCACGCGCAUUUAUCCGAUUUCAACGUGGCUGUGUCAUUCUCGGAUAAGAAGCCUCUCAGAUGGUCGACGGCAGGUACCUUAGCUUAUAUGGCACCCGAGCUUGUGGGCAAGCAAGGGUACUCGACUUCAAUCGAUUGGUGGAGUCUCGGCGUCCUUGCGUAUGAAUUAUUGUUUGGUAAGCGGCCAUUCAAGGGCAAGUCAAAUGAUCAAACGAUGGAUUCCAUACUGCACGAUCCGUUACAGUUCCCUGAAAACGUGUAUCAGAUCGUAUCAGAAGACUGUGUGAAUGUACUUUCAGGGUUACUCGAGAAAUCGCCCAUUCGUAGGCUUGGUGCCGAAAGCUUCCGAAACUUUAAAAGCCAUCGUUGGUUUGCUGGCUUGGACUGGGACGCAUUGGAAAUGAAAACCGCUGUGCCGCCCUUUAUCCCCGAUUCCAAAAGUUUGAACUUUGAUGCAGUCCAUGAAAUCGAGGAAAUCUUACUGGAAGAACCACCUUUGCGUACGGUUCGACGUGGAAGAAGCACUCAAUCAGAGCAUCAUCCUGUCACCGAGGAAGCUCAAUGGCGCCAGAUGUUAGAGGAUCGCUUCCUGUCUUUCGAUUAUCGAAAACGUCGUAUGGCUGAGGAACGUAUCAAUCAUCCAUAUAAUCGAGGCUACAUGGUGGUAUCAUCUACAUCAACCACAAUGGAAGACGAUGAAGAUGAGGAUACGACACUACGCAAAACAUAAAACGAAAGAAUACCCCCACCUCCUUGUACGGUUAAUGCAGCCCAACUGUUGCUAUAUCAUCCUCAUACACACACUCACAUAUUACAUUUUUCCACAUUUAUCAAUUCAUACCAAAGAUCAACAUCAGCUCUGUUUACACUCAUUUUCUGAGAAAAAAACACGUAUAAUAUAAAAAUAUAUAUAAAAUAUUGCAGAAAGAAAAACUAU